Molecule: messenger RNA, 2160 nt
Organism: Motacilla alba alba
Lineage: Eukaryota; Metazoa; Chordata; Aves; Passeriformes; Motacillidae
Gene: KYAT3
Product: kynurenine aminotransferase 3
Exons: 15
Coding region: 16-1647 (543 amino acids)
Biological process (GO): biosynthetic process
Cellular component (GO): mitochondrion; cytoplasm
Molecular function (GO): pyridoxal phosphate binding; L-kynurenine:2-oxoglutarate transaminase activity
Source: RefSeq, a predicted model, not a curated record
CGAGGAACGGGAGGCAUGGGCGCUCUCCGCCCCUCAGGGCGGUGGGACGGGCGCUCUCCGGCCCUCGGACUCGAGGAACGGGAGGCAUGGGCGCUCUCCGCCCCUCAGGGCGGUGGGACGGGCGCUCUCCGGCCCUCGGACUGGAGGAACGGGGGGGAUGGGCGCUCUCCGGCCCUCGGACUGGAGGAACGGGAGGGAUGGGCGCUCUCCGCCCCUCAGGGCGGCGGGACGGGCGGCCCCAGCCCCGCCCCAUCGGCAGCGGUCGCGGCGGGCGGCGGAGGCGGUGUCGGUGGCAUGUUUCUUGCUUCACGAAACUUCUGUCGCCGUGGCAUUAAGCUAAGAACAGAUUUGCUUUCCAGAUCCAUCAAACAUUCCACCUCUGCAACAAUGCCCUUCAGACACAAAAAUACAAGACGAAUUGAAGGCCUUGAUAGCAAUGUGUGGGUUGAAUUUACAAAAGUGGCAGCCGAUCCCUCAAUUGUUAAUCUCGGUCAAGGCCUUCCUGAUAUAUCCCCUCCCAGCUAUGUUAAAGAAGAGCUGGCAAAGGUAGCAGCAGUUGACAGACUGAACCAGUACACCCGAGGCUUUGGACAUCCAUCACUGGUGAAAGCUUUGUCUCAAGUCUAUGAGAAAGUUUGUGGAAGAAAGAUUGAUCCUCUCACAGAUAUCCUGGUGACUGUGGGAGCUUAUGGAUCUCUCUUUAGUACAAUACAGGCACUAAUUGAAGAGGGAGAUGAAGUAAUAAUAAUAGAGCCAUUUUAUGACUGUUAUGAGCCAAUGGUAAAGAUGGCGGGUGCAAAGCCUGUUUUUAUCCCACUAAGAUGUAAAAAUGAUGGAAAGUCUGCAUCUAGUGCUGAUUGGGUCUUAGAUCCUGCUGAACUUGCAAAUAAAUUUAAUUCCAAAACAAAAGCAAUUAUUCUGAAUACCCCACACAACCCGAUAGGCAAGGUUUUUACCCUGGAAGAACUCCAAGUAAUAGCUGAUCUCUGUAUUAAACAUGACACCCUGUGCAUCAGUGAUGAGGUGUAUGAAUGGCUGGUGUAUAAAGGGAAUAAACACAUCAAAAUAGCUACAUUGCCAGGUAUGUGGGAAAGAACAGUAACUAUAGGAAGUGCUGGGAAAACAUACAGUGUAACUGGCUGGAAGCUUGGCUGGUCCAUUGGUCCUGAGCACCUGAUUAAGCAUUUGCAAGUUGUUCACCAAAAUACACUGUAUACUUGCCCAACUCCAUUACAGGAGGCUUUGGCACAAGCAUUUUGGAUGGACUAUAAGCGCAUGGAUGACCCAGACUGCUAUUUUUACUCCUUGUCUCGAGAGCUGGAGAGCAAGCGUGAUCGGAUGGCUCAGCUACUGAAAGAGGCUGGACUAAAGCCUGUCAUUCCAGAUGGAGGAUACUUUAUGAUUGUUGAUGUUUCCACAUUAAAUGUGGAUCUCUCUGAUGUAGAUGAGAAACAACCUUAUGAUUAUAAAUUUGUCAAAUGGAUGAUAGCAUCUAAGAAGCUGUCAGCAAUUCCUCUUUCAGCAUUCUGUGGUCUUGAAACAAAGAAACAGUUUGAAAAAUACAUACGUUUUUGCUUCAUUAAGAAAGACAGCACACUAGAUGCAGCUGAAGUGAUUCUGAAGAACUGGAAUAAACAGACAGGCUGAUUUUUCUUAUUAACUCUUCCAUAUAGUGUAACUAUCUAAUGUUCUGUGGGGGCCGUGGAGGUGGACCUACUGCUGUUUAAAGGAGCUCAACUAGUUUGGUUUCAAGCACAGUAGAUAAAUGACUUGUUUCAAAAGAAGUCAGUAUGGAGAAUUCCUCUCUAGCUACCUCCUUUUUCACUUCGUUCUGCAAUCUUUUAAUCUGUGGAUGGGUUUCCCACUAUCAGAAGCAAUCCAGUUGCUAGAGAAGUGUUUGGAGGUUGUGUCAUAAUUAUUUGGACUCAAUUUUAGCAAGUAUUAGAGAACUUAUCAACCACAGGGGAUUUCUUCCUUUGAGCUAAUAAAUUGAAAAAUAUUCUUAUUAAAUAGUGGAGACAUGGGCUUAACUGGUGUGGAAAGUCCUGCGUAUCUGUUUAAUAAAUAGACAGCAAAUUUAUAACUGUUGAGAGACUUCAAUACCGAUCACUUUAAAGCAUUGAAAUAAAGGCACUUUUCAAAAUCUAUAGGCCCUCCUGU